Oryza brachyantha (malo sina) is the source of this 5034-nucleotide messenger RNA. RefSeq lists its product as uncharacterized. The record is from RefSeq and is a predicted model, not a curated record. Bases 366 to 4643 code for a protein of 1425 amino acids. The transcript is spliced from 3 exons. Lineage: Eukaryota; Viridiplantae; Streptophyta; Magnoliopsida; Poales; Poaceae.
CCGCUCACGAGGGCGCACACACCCCUCCUCCUUCCCCUGUUCACUCCUGCAUCCAAUUUCCACGCUCUCCCAUCUCUCUCUCUCUCUCUCUCCAUCUCGGCCAUCCCCGCAUCGCGUCGAGCUCGCCGCGGGGGGGGCGCGCGCCACCUCCCUCCGCCCGCCCGCACGCUCGCCUGCCAGGUAAACCCCUCCCCGCGCACACGAGCUCGUCCCGCGGGGCUGAUCCGCGGCCUAGGGUUUCGCGCCCUCGCUGCCAGAUCGAGGGGGAGAAUUCCGAGCUCAACGCGCGCUGAACUCCGUCCGCUUCGAUCCCUGCAGAUUCCUGGGGAGGGGAGGGGUGGGGUGCUCUUGGUACGGUACGAGCGAUGAGCUCGAGCCACGUGGCUGUCGCGGCCCCGGAUCCGGGGGGUGACGGGGGACUCGGCGAGCCGAAGCAGGAGGCGCGUCCCGUGGUGGUGGUUGCUGCUGCUGCUGCUGUUGCCGCCCCUGCCGCGGGCGACGCGGAGGUGGGCUUGGGUGGCAGCGGCUCGGCGCCCGCAGAGGAGGACGCUGAUGUGACGAUGACGGAGGCCGUGGAGGAGGUUGGGGUCGCUGCUGAGGCGGAGGCGGAAGCGGAGGCGGAGGCGGAAGCGGAAGCGGAAGCGGAGGCUGCUGUGGCGGGUGAUGCGGCUAGUGAUCCGAUGUAUGCAACGGAGUCAGCUGCUAUGGUUGUGGAUGAACCCGUUGAUGGUGCACGAGCGCAAGAUGGAGACAGUGGCAAGGAGAAUUUGGAAACGGAGGCUAGGGUUUUGCAGAAUGAGACUGCAACGAAGCCUGUUCCGGCAGGAGACGAUGCCAUUGCUUCUGAAGCAGCGGAAGCACCUUGUUCUGACGCUCCUGAACAUGCUGGAGCUGGAGCCGAAUCCAAUAAAGUCGAAGAAAAUCAUUCCAAUAGAGGAAAAGAUAAUGGCGUGGCACACACUGACGAGGAAAUGCAGAAUAAUGUGAUUGCUGAUGUUGAGGGGAGCUCCAAGAUCCAAGAAGAUAAUGGAGCUCCCACCCUAGAGCAGCAUGAUGAUGGAUCUGAAAUGCCCUUGCCUUCUAGUGUGGCGAAUUUUGCACUUUGUGCGAGAUACAGCCUUCCUCCUCUGGAUAAAGGCGACUUUCGAGUUUCUGACCUUGUUUGGGGUAAAGUAAAAAGCCAUCCUUGGUGGCCUGGUGAGAUCUUUGACCCUUCAGAUGCGUCUGAGUUGGCUUUGAAGCACCAGAAGAAGGGCAGCCAUUUGAUAGCAUAUUUUGGUGACAAUACUUUUGCAUGGUGCGAUGAAUCCCAAUUGAAGCCUUUCGUAGCAAACUAUUCGCAAAUGGAGAAACAGAGCAGUUCAGAUGCCUUUGUUAGUUCAGUUAAUUAUGCCCUUGAAGAACUCUCGAGGCGGAUAUUGUCUGGAAUGAGCUGUUCUUGUUUACCAGAAGAGCUAUCUGACAAUGGAAUGUCUUAUAUGGUUGAGAAUGCUGGGCUCAAGGAUGGAGUUACUUGCUCUGCAGUUAACCGGUCUGAGAUCUUAUCAUGUUUCAGUUCAGAAAAUCUUCUUAAUUAUGUUAAGUCUUUGGCUCUGUUCCCUGGUCAAGGGGGUGACUUACUGGAAUUAGUGAUAGCUUGUUCUCAACUUACAUCUUUUUAUAGAUCUAAGGGAUGCCCUGAACUUGCAUCAUUCCAAACUGGCAACGCAUGGGUUGAGAAUGGCAUGGACAGUUCUCCCAUUAAGGAUGUAGUGAUUGAUGAAGUUGUCACUAAUGAAGAGCGUCCUGCUCAUGAUAAGCCCAAAAGAGGCAGGGGGCGACCUCGUAAACAGAAGCCUGAGGAUAGUGUAGAGCUGACAGAGAAAAAGACAACAUCCAAUUUCUCUACUGAUAAUGCUUUUGAUCAUCCUGCAGAAAGGCAGAUGGAUAUGGACUUUGAUGAUUUUGAUGGCAUACAGAGCAAGAAAAAAAGAAGCCUUGACUCGUUUGAAGAUCCUGAGACCAAGACGACGACUCCAACUUUUGGUAGUUCUUUCAAAAUUGGGGAAUGCAUUCGGCGAGCUGCAAGCCAGCUGACAGGAUCCUCAUCUAUUGUAAAGUCCCAGAAUGAACCAAUGCCUCUUAAGAAUAUUACUGAAACAGAAAACGGAGAUUUUGAUGUCUCUAGUGACGAUGCUAUCAAUGAACUUAGUGUGGAGAAGCGUGCCAAAAGGAGACGGAUGCAUAGGCACCACAACGCAGAUCCCAAGGAAUUAUUGUCGCAGCUGUGCUCGGUAGCUGCGGAGCCAAUGAAUGGAUAUAGUUUCUCAGCAAUGAUAAUUAAUUACUUCAGUGACUACAGGAAUUAUGUUGUUUCUACUACUACUGAAGCAAAUAUCGUUGAGAAAACUACCGCAAAAAGGGGGAGAAAGCGAAAGGUUUUACCUUCUCCUGAGGUGGAGACAACUGAUCACAUGCAGGAUUCCUACUGGUCUGGCUUGAGUUUGCAUAAUCAUCCAAUUAAUGACCUCAGAAGGGCUAGUACUAGCACAAGGCCAAGGCGCAGGAGGAGAUCAUCACGGGAAACAUAUUUCCAUGCACAGCAAAAUCUACAUCAUGGACUUUUGAGUCCUAAGAAACAGAUACAGGUGGUAGAAAGAUCAAUUAUCCAUGUUGAUGAAAAGAUUGUUGAUGAGGUCAAGCCCACUGCACUUGUUUUGAGCUUUGGUAGGUCAACUGCACUUCCUUCUGAAAGUGAUCUGAUUAAGAUGUUUGGUCGCUAUGGGCCACUGAAAGAAUCUGAGACUGAAGUUCACACCAGCUCAAAUACUGUUAAAGUCGUCUUCAAGAAACGUGCUGAUGCUGAAAGGGCUUUCAGUUUUGCUGGCAAGUUUAGCACAUUUGGUCCUUCACUCCGCAGUUAUCGUCUUGUGAAUAUGCCAUUUUUUCUCAAGUCACAACCCAAUAAUCCAGAGGCAAACCCUGAGUACUAUGGCCUGGAGAUUCCAGGUCCAAGUGAGUCCAAAGUUCCACUGGAUGCUGCACAAGCUGAUCAAGUUGACAAAACUGAUGACAAAAUAGAAGAUAAAUCUACCACCGAAGUACUGGCUGGGGAGAAGGGAAAUGGUAUAAGUACAUCUGGAGCAUUAGAUGAGAAAACAGAAAACGCUACUACUGAAGCAGUAGCUGCUGAGACAACUGGAGCUGAAAUUACAGCUGAAGUUCACGUUGAGGAAACUACAAUGACUGAGAAAAUUGUAGAGGAUAAAGAACUAGCUGAGGAGACAAUGACUGAGAAAAUUGUAGAGGAUAAAGAACUAACUGAGGAGACAACGGAAGGUGAAAGUAAAGCUGAAGUACAAGUUGAGGAAACUACAGCACCUGAGAAGUCUGAGGAUAAAGCAGUACUUGAGGAGACAACAAAAGGUGAAGCUACAGCCCAAGUACUCGAGGAAAGUAUAACCACUGAGAAAACUGUAGAGGAUAAUACCAUAGUUGAGGGGACAACAGAAUGCGAAACUACAGCUGAAGUACACAUGGAGGAAGCUGCAGCAAUUGAUAAAUCUGUAGAGGAAGUACACGUUGAGGAAACUAUAACAACAGAGAAAACUGUGGGGACCGAAGCACUAGCUGAGACAACAAAAGGUGAAAUUACACCUGAAGUACAUGUUGAGGAACCUACAACAACCAAGAAAACUGUAGAGGAUACAACAGUCGAGGCACCACAUGAGAAAACUAAAACUGCCAAUGAUCCUGUAGAAGAUGCCACCGUUGAAGAGCCAGAUAAGAAAAGUACAACCAAUGAUCCUGUAGAGGAUGUGACCGUUGAAGAACCAGAUAAGAAAACUGGAGCCGAUGAUCCUGCAGAUGAUGCCACCGUUGAAGAGCCAGAUAAGAAAAGUACAACCAAUGAUCCUGUAGAGGAUGUGACCGUUGAAGAACCAGAUAAGAAAACUGGAGCCGAUGAUCCUGCAGAUGAUGCCACCGUUGAAGAGCCAGAUAAGAAAAGUACAACCAAUGAUCCUGUAGAGGAUGUGACCGUUGAAGAACCAGAUAAGAAAACUGGAGCCGAUGAUCCUGCAGAUGAUGCCACCGUUGAAGAGCCAGAUAAGGAAACUAUGGCAGCUGGAAUAACCGAAGAGGGUGCCACGGUCGAAGCACCAGAUGAGAAUACCAUGACAACGGAGGGUGCCACAGUUGAAGCACCAGAUGAGAAUACCAUGACAAUGGAGGGUGACACGGUCGAAGCACCAGAUGAGAAUACCAUAACAAUGGAGGGUGCACCAGAUGAGAAUACCAUGACAACGGAAGGUGCCACGGUCGAAGCACCAGACGAGAAUAUCAUGACAACGGAGGAUGCCGCAGUCGAAUCGCUAGACGAGAAUACCAUGACAAUGGAGGGUGCCAUGGUCAAAGCGCAAGACGAGAAUACCAUGACAAUGGAGGGUGCCACGGUCGAAGCGCCAAACGAGAAUACCAUGACAACUAAGGGUGCCACGGUCGAAGCACUAGACGAGAAUACCAUGACAACUGAAGAAGCUGUACAGAAUCCCAUGGUUGAAGAAGGUGGUACUAAAACUGCCGCUGCUGAGGAAACUGUAGAUUGUGCUACUGCUGUUGAGGCUCCGGCUGGACAAGCAAGUGCAACUGAGCUGACCGGCUAAGCCUAAGCCCGAUUCUUGUAGGUUUUUGAUGAUAUUGCGGCUGACGGCUCAACUGAUUCACCAAUCUGGAUUGUCGUGUGGAAUCAACUCUAGCAACAUAGUGAUAUUAGUUUCUAGUAACUACGGCGUAUUUGCUGCCUUUCAUAUAAACCUUGCAUGUAGUUGUCUUGGGAGCAGCAGUGUGUCACGGAUAGGGUUUCUUCAGAAACGGUGGUGCAGCAGUCAGUGGACCAGCUGCUGGGUUAGCAUCCCGAAUUAAGCCAUGUUCUUUCCUACUACUACAUUUUAGGCCUUUUGGGCCAAUCUACUGGGGACUCAUGAUUCUUGUAUCGACCUUCAUUUUGUAAACUGGCUGUGUUCUGUAGCUCAUUUCUCCUUUAUUCCAUCAUAG